GGAGCAUGCGACCCUGACAGUGACUACUGUAUGGGGAGGCUGCCGAGCUGGCUACAGGAGGACAGGACCGAGCUGCUGGCCAAGGACAGCCGCGGGAACGUCUACAAGUGGGGGUUCGACUCCACCAACCCCACCGCUCACGCCGCCUGGCUGGCGUUCUAUGGUCAUCAGGAGACCCCUAGCGGACGGAUUGUGAACAACAGGGCCUGGACACCGUCUGUUCUUGCAGGCACCGGACCAAGGGUAGCUCAGGACAGCUUCAUGUACCGUACCGAGAACGGAGUCAAGUCGCUGCUGUUGGACGAUGACAACUGUGACUGUCUUACCUCAUUGAACAUUGGCCAUGGGAUGUGUCGUUAUAAGAUUAGUUGUCGUUGUAAGUUAUAAG
Messenger RNA from Branchiostoma floridae (Florida lancelet), 388 nucleotides. RefSeq lists its product as uncharacterized. The transcript has 2 exons. The record is from RefSeq and is a predicted model, not a curated record. Lineage: Eukaryota; Metazoa; Chordata; Leptocardii; Amphioxiformes; Branchiostomatidae. The coding region runs from base 31 to 387 and encodes 118 amino acids.